Messenger RNA from Xenopus tropicalis (tropical clawed frog), 4525 nucleotides. It is a transcript of the gene bms1, whose product is annotated as BMS1, ribosome biogenesis factor. The record is from RefSeq and is a predicted model, not a curated record. Gene Ontology annotation, cellular component: small-subunit processome; nucleolus; nucleoplasm. The transcript has 24 exons. Gene Ontology annotation, biological process: ribosomal small subunit biogenesis; ribosome biogenesis. The coding region runs from base 263 to 4045 and encodes 1260 amino acids. NCBI's taxonomy places the organism in Eukaryota, Metazoa, Chordata, Amphibia, Anura, Pipidae. Gene Ontology annotation, molecular function: GTP binding.
AGGUUCCGCUUCUGUUCUGUUUCCUGACGGAUUGCGCUAGGCUUGUACACUUCCGGCGGAUCCGAGUGCCAUGUGGAGUAAAUGAUUUGACUGUAGUGUGGGGCUGUAUCAGGUGCAAGUGUGCUGUGCCUAUUUACGCUGGGCACAUUUGACAAUUGUGCCUAUUGAUGCUCCAGAGUUCCCCUGUGUCAUUAAGGGCAGCAGCACUUGAUUCUAAACAGAAGGCAGGAAGGACCUGAGCGGCACACAGCCAACAUUAAACAUGGAGGAGAAAGAUCAAAAGAAGCACCGUAAGAAAAACAGUGGGCCAAAGGCAAACAAGAAGAAGCAAAAACAACAAAAUGAUGGAGCAGCUGGUACAGAGGAAGAUGCCAGAAAACGGAACCCUAAAGCUUUUGCUGUGCGCUCUGCUGUGCGGAUGGCACGAACUUUUCAUAGGACUCAGGAUAUCAAGACCAAAAAGCAUCAUAUUCCAGUAGUAGACCGAACACCGUUAGAGCCUCCUCCCGUGGUUGUGGUGGUUGUUGGACCUCCUAAAGUUGGGAAGAGUACCUUGAUCCGUUGCCUGAUUAGGAACUUUACCAAACAGAAGCUAAGUGAGAUACGUGGACCUGUCACUAUUGUAUCAGGAAAGAAACGCCGCCUAACCAUUAUAGAAUGUGGCUGUGACAUUAACACUAUGAUAGAUCUGGCUAAAGUUGCUGACUUGGUGCUAAUGCUGAUAGAUGCAAGUUUUGGCUUUGAGAUGGAAACAUUUGAAUUCCUGAAUAUAUGCCAGGUUCAUGGUUUCCCCAAAAUAAUGGGGGUUCUCACUCACCUUGACUCAUUCAAAAACAAUAAGCAACUUCGCAAAGUCAAGAAAAGACUAAAACAUCGGUUUUGGACGGAAGUUUACCAAGGAGCAAAGCUUUUCUACCUAUCAGGCAUGGUGUACGCAGAGUACCAGAAACAGGAAAUCCGCAAUCUGGGGAGGUUUAUUUCUGUCAUGAAAUUCCGCCCUCUGUUGUGGCAAACUUCCCAUCCAUACAUCCUUGCAGACCGAAUGGAAGAUCUGACAAAUCCAGAAGAUAUUAGACAAGAUCCAAAAUGUGACAGGAAAGUGACGCUUUAUGGCUACCUGCGAGGAGCAUAUCUAAAGAACAAAAGCCAAGUUCACAUACCAGGUGUGGGAGAUUUUGCCUUGAGUGAAGUGAAUUUUCUACCUGAUCCUUGCCCACUACCUGACCAGCAAAAAAAGCGAUCUCUGAAUGAGAAGGAGAAACUGAUAUAUGCACCACUUUCGGGAGUGGGAGGAGUUCUGUAUGAUAAAGAUGCUGUUUACAUUGACCUUGGACCUCAUCAUGUCCAACAAGCUCAGCAGCGUGCAGCAAAGCCCUCACAUGAGCUGGUGCAGAGCCUUAUUUCCACAAAUGCAACAAUUGAUUCAAAAAUGUCCUCAAGCAAAGUGUCUCUGUUUACUGACUCCAAACCACUGGGCCUGGAAGAUGUGGAAAAGAAAGAAUUUGUGAUGCCCUCAGAGGAGAAAGUUUUGGAUACUAAAACUGGCAGGAUUCGACGCAAGGCAGUUUUUAAAGGUGACAAGGGUGAGGAAGUUUCUUCAGAUGAUGAGGGGGAAGAUGAGGAAAAUGAAGUUGAUGAAAAUAAAGAUGAGGAGUCAGAAGAUGAAGAAGAGCUGAUAGAAAGUGAACUGGAAGAAGAUACUUUAUCAAAAAUUCCAAAAGCUUCUAAAAGGCCAAAGUUAGAAAAGACUAAUAUACCACUUGCAGUAGAGAUGCCAGCAUUUGCUGAUAGUGAUGAUGAACUUGAAAAGAGUUCAGAAGAAGAUUGUGGCUUAGAAGAUGACGAGGAUGAAGAGAGUGAAAGCGAGGAAGAGACAUCAGAAAGUGAAGAAGAAGAAGAAGAAAAUGAUACAAGUCUAGUUCAGCUGGCCUCCACAAAACCAAAUCAGGCAAAGAUCAAAGAAAGAAAAGCAACCCCUACUUUGGAUAGCGGUAACUGUACAGAUGACAAUGGCAAUUCAUCUGAUGCCGUGGACAUGGAUUCCGAAGAUGAACAGAAUGCUGUAGAUUCAGGGGAAACAAGUGAAGAAGAGACUGGUGAUGAGGAAGAGUUACUAAAAGAGGAUGAAGAAUUGUUUGAAGAAGACAUUGCCUCUAAUACAAUGGGUGCUUUAAAGUGGAAGGAUGAUUUGAAAAAGAAAGCAGCAGAAGCUUUUUCACGCCAACAGCAAUCUGUUCCUAAUCUCCGCAAGCUGGUGUAUGGCACAGUGGCUGAAGUGCAAGACGAUAAGGAGGAUGAAAACGAUGAAGAACAAAUAGGUGGCUUGUUCCAUGUCAGUCGCCCUGACAAAGAAUCCAGACAGGCUGCUAAUUCAGUGGACUGCUCAAAAUUCUUGGUUGACAAUCCCCAAGACUGGGAUAAUACUGAGGUUAUGGACUGUAUCCGGGAUUGUUUUGUUACUGGUAAAUGGGAGGCAGAUAAAGAUGCAGAGAAAUUGCUACAGGAAGAUGAGGAGGCAUAUGGUGACUUUGAAGACCUGGAAACAGGGGAAGUGCACAAAGGAAAUCCUGAAUCUGAAUCUGAAGAUGAGGAGAUGGAAGAUAUGGAUGAAAAGAAUAAUAAAGAAACUACGCAGUCACCUGCAGAGGAAGAUGAAAAAAAGCAGCGUCUGGAAAAGAAACGGAAGCUGAAGGAGAGAUUUAACUCUGAAUACGAUGAGGGAGAUGCAGAUGCUACAUAUUUUGAUGACUUGAAAGGAGAGAUGCAGAAGCAAGCAGAGUUAAACCGUGCAGAAUUUGAAGACCAGGAGGAUGAUAUCCGUGUACAGUAUGAAGGUUUCCGGCCUGGCAUGUAUGUUCGAGUUGAGAUUGAAAAUGUUCCGUGUGAGUUUGUGGUGAAUUUUGACCCUUGCUAUCCGCUGAUCCUUGGUGGACUUGGCAACAGUGAAGGAAAUGUUGGAUACAUCCAGAUGCGCUUGAAAAAGCACCGCUGGCACAAAAGGAUACUUAAGACUAAAGAUCCCUUGAUCUUCUCUCUUGGGUGGAGGCGCUUCCAGACAAUACCUUUGUAUUACAUUGAAGACCAUAAUGGACGCCACAGGCUGCUCAAGUACACCCCUGAGCACAUGCACUGUGGGGCUACAAUUUGGGGUCCUAUCACACCCCAAGGGACUGGUUUCCUCGCUGUUCAGUCUGUUAGUGGCACCACUGCGGAUUUUCGAAUAGCUGCUACUGGUGUUGUUCUUGACCUAGAUAAAUCCAUCACAGUAGUGAAGAAGCUAAAGUUGAUUGGAUACCCUUGCAAAAUAUUCAAGAAUACAGCCUUUGUCAAGGGAAUGUUCAGUUCCACACUUGAGGUGGCAAAGUUUGAAGGAGCCUCUGUCCGGACUGUUAGUGGUAUCAGAGGACAGAUUAAAAAGGCUCUGCGAUCCCCUGAGGGAGCAUUUCGGGCUACCUUUGAAGACAAGCUGCUCAUGAGUGACAUUGUUUUUCUGCGUACAUGGUAUCCAGUUUCUGUACCAGCAUUUUAUAACCCUGUUACCUCCCUGCUGAAGCCAGUAGGACAAAAAGAUACAUGGACUGGUAUGAAAACAGUUGGACAGUUAAAGCAUGAACUUGGUGUCCGUCAGAAGCCUCGAAAGGAUUCUCUUUACAAGCCCAUUAAAAGACAAGUAAGACACUUUAACCCUCUCCACAUCCCCAAAGCUCUACAGAAAGCACUCCCAUUCAAGAGCAAGCCCAAAUUUAUGGAAAAGAAGGGUAAAGUUACAAGGGACCAGGUGCGGCCUGCUGUCAUAAGAGAGCCACAUGAGAGAAAGAUUUCCGCUCUUCUGAAUGCCCUUGGAACAGUUAAUAACUACAAGAAAGCUAAGGCCAAGCAAAAUCAUCGGCAGCAGCGCACAAACUUCUUCCGGGACAAACAAAAAGAAGAAGAAGAAAAAAUCAAAAGGCAAAAAGAUGCCAAGAAGAAGCUUUUCAGAGCAAUUGGACAGAAGGAAAAGAAAAAACAAAAGUCAAGUCUUAAGGGCAGCGAAGAAACAAGAUAACUGCUUAUAACUUCAUUUGUCACAGUGAUGUGAAAAUAUGGCUGCUUUAACAUCCCCUGGUUAUAGACAAUUUUACUGCCUUCAUGUCAGUUACUGCCAAUUUUAUGAAGAUUUUCCCAGACCCACUGCAGUACUGCAAUAUUUAGAAAGGAUAUAUGUAAUGCUAAAGCAGGGUAUUACAAAUAGGAUUAAGUUUUGUUUACUAAUAGAAUGCUAGAAAGCAGCUCCCAUCUUCAAGGUAAAUAACUUACUGUGUAACCUUCCUGUGGAUAGCAGGUUGUGGAAAGAAAAUUGAGAGAGGGUACCAGUACUGUGUACUAUCAUUUUAUUUUAUUUUUUUUUAUAAUAAAUACAUGCAAAAUACCAACUUCUGAAAUCUGUGAAGAAUUGUGUGUGUUACCAGUAUCCUCUUUGCUAAGGGACCUGCAAACAGUUUGUACAGAACAGAACCCUUAAAUAAAUUUAUUUUAUUAUCUUCCA